Molecule: messenger RNA, 703 nt
Organism: Balaenoptera acutorostrata (minke whale)
Lineage: Eukaryota; Metazoa; Chordata; Mammalia; Artiodactyla; Balaenopteridae
Gene: GP9
Product: glycoprotein IX platelet
Exons: 3
Coding region: 170-703 (177 amino acids)
Molecular function (GO): protein binding
Source: RefSeq, a predicted model, not a curated record
CGGGAAAGGGGUGCCCCGCCAGCAGGCCUGAAAGCGGCCGUCACGGUCCUGCCUGCUGACCAUUCGGGGAGGGUCAGCCGGCCUGAAUCCCGCACGCUUCACUUCCUUGAUCCCAGCAGCCAUUUCUCGGAGGAGACAGCCGGGCCGGAGAGGGAGCCCGUCCUAUCCGAUGUCCGUCUGGGCCGCCCUGCUCCUGCUCUGGGCGGCCGCCGAGGCCUCCGAGGACUGCCCCGCCGCGUGCGCCUGCCGCGCCCUGGACACCAUGGGGCUGCUGGUGGACUGCGGGGGCCGGGGACUCGCGGCGCUGCCCGCCCUCCCGGCCCACACACGCCACCUCCUGCUGGCCAACAACAGCCUGCGCUCAGUGCCCCCGGGCGCCUUCGACCACCUGCCGCAGCUGCAGAGCCUCGACGUGGCGCACAACCCCUGGCGCUGCGACUGCGGCGUCACGUACCUGCGCCUCUGGCUGGAGGAUCGCGCGCCCGCGGAGCUGCUGCGCGUGCGCUGUGCCGGCCCCGGCCCCGCCUCCGGCCGCGCGCUCGGCCGGCUCAGCGGCUCCGAGUUGGGCAGCUGCGGCUGGAGCCUGCGGGCGUCCUGGGCCGACCCGGGGCCCUGGUGGGACGCGGCGCUGGCCGUCGUGGCAGCGCUGGGCCUGGCUCUCCUGGCGGGCCUGCUGUGCACCGUCUCCGUGCCCCGGGCCUGA